GUUAAAUCGCGGCGCUACACAGGAGAGAGCUUGACUGUGACAGACAAUGGCCGUUCCAAGGGAAGUCAAUGCGAUGGAACAAAACAAUGUUGACUGUGAUAUUGCUGUUGAAUACGAGUUUUCCUCGCUUCUCGGUGCCUUAGCCGCCGCAGCUGAGUUCGGUGACGUCGUCGCCUUGGGCACAGCCAUUGACACUAUGCAUGGGUUUACUGACGAGCCACUUGAGAAUAAUGACACGGCACUUCACUUGGCGUGUCUAUAUGGUAACCUCCCUUGUGUUGAGCUUCUCCUGGAAAGAGGAGCUGAUAUGGAGGUUAAAGAUUUAUAUAGAGCAACUCCUCUACAUAAUGCUUGCGAUGGGGGAUACUUAGACAUAGUAGAGUUUCUUUUAAGCCGAGCUAGUGGUCCUGAAUGUGCGAAGAGAAUGAUUGAAACAAUCGACCAACAAGGUGACACUCCUCUGCAUAAUGCAGCGAGAGGUGAGUAUGUCGAUGUGGUUAGGCUUUUGCUAAGUUCAGGGGCUUCACCAACGACUAAAAACUCCAGCGGGAAGACACCAGGUGAUUUAGCUGGUAUAAACAGUGAGGCUAGGAGGAUCCUCGAAGUUGCGGUUGGCAACUCAUCAAUCUCCUAGUGAUCCU
Brassica oleracea var. oleracea is the source of this 641-nucleotide messenger RNA. Its product is annotated as ankyrin repeat domain-containing protein 1. Gene Ontology annotation, molecular function: protein binding. The transcript has 6 exons. Gene Ontology annotation, biological process: protein ubiquitination; positive regulation of protein catabolic process. NCBI's taxonomy places the organism in Eukaryota, Viridiplantae, Streptophyta, Magnoliopsida, Brassicales, Brassicaceae. The coding region runs from base 47 to 634 and encodes 195 amino acids. The record is from RefSeq and is a predicted model, not a curated record.